UAGAAUCAGUGAACGAUGGAGAGACUCCUACUUUACGCCUUCUCACUCCCAGCUCAAUGGGCGUGGCUAUCCACACUAAGAAUAGUAGAUGUAGGUUGCCGAGAGACACUUACCACGCCUCACUCUCGUGACGUCGGCUACAGGAGUCCCGUCUUCCCAAACAUGGCGGCUAGAAUCGGUGUCCUCUCUGUAGCAGGCUUCAGAGCUGCAGCGAGAGCAGGGGGCCUCUUGACAAGACCAAAGCAGUCGAUGGCUGUUGGCCAUGUUCCCUGUCGGACAGUAAUAGCCUCCAACGGUGGGGCCAUUUUACCAAAGCCGCAAAAAGUUAGCUUUGGCCUUCUCCGAGUGUUUACUGUGGUCAUCCCAUUCCUGUAUAUAGGAACCCUUAUGAGUAAGAACUUUGCAGCCCUCCUGGAAGAGCAUGAUAUCUUUGUUCCAGAGGAUGAUGAUGAUGACGAUUAAAGAACCUUUGGCAAUACAGUGUUCACUACAAGCCUUAUCAUGUGACCGUGGGCCUUUGUCUACUGAAAUGAACAGGACGGAAGAUGCUGCAGCCCAAUCUACACUGAAGCUACACAGAUGAUUUACUGCAUGUUUACAAAAGAAAUGGAUAUAUGUUUUGCUUGAGGGAUGUUCUUGCUUGGUUUCCAAGGUGAAAGAAGCAUUUGGUGUUUGAGGGUGAUGGUAAUAAAUAUCUGUUUUAAAAUG
Molecule: messenger RNA, 708 nt
Organism: Xenopus laevis (African clawed frog)
Lineage: Eukaryota; Metazoa; Chordata; Amphibia; Anura; Pipidae
Gene: smdt1.L
Product: single-pass membrane protein with aspartate-rich tail 1 L homeolog
Exons: 3
Coding region: 16-462 (148 amino acids)
Biological process (GO): calcium import into the mitochondrion; mitochondrial calcium ion transmembrane transport; mitochondrial calcium ion homeostasis
Cellular component (GO): mitochondrion; uniplex complex; mitochondrial inner membrane
Source: RefSeq, a predicted model, not a curated record